This is a messenger RNA of Monoraphidium neglectum, 330 nucleotides long. RefSeq lists its product as hypothetical. NCBI's taxonomy places the organism in Eukaryota, Viridiplantae, Chlorophyta, Chlorophyceae, Sphaeropleales, Selenastraceae. The transcript has 5 exons. The record is from RefSeq and is a predicted model, not a curated record. The coding region runs from base 1 to 330 and encodes 109 amino acids.
AUGGCGGACGCGGGCGUCAGCCUGGGGAAGGGCGCCUGGGACUGCGACAACAACUGCGAGAUUCCGCCGGAGAAGGAGGCCGAGGUGUUUGAGGAGGUCCCUACUAUGGAGCACAACUUCGAAGGCAUCCCGACAGUCCCACCCCACAAAGACCUGGACCACAUGGCAUUCUUCUGUGGCGGCUGCCGCUACCGCGUGACCGCGUACCCAGAUUGGACGGUGGAGAAGGUCAAGCGCGCCCUGUUUGACGGCGGCAUCGCGCGCUCCAACAAACCCGAGGGCCGCUCCGCCACCCCCGGCAUCCGCAGCUGGCAGGACCUGGUGCGCUGA